AUGAAGUCUAUCAUUGCGCUCGUUGCUCUUGCGGCUGCCGCCAUCCAGCCAGCUCUGGCUCACUAUCGUUUCACUAAACUUAUCGACGCUGCGGGUACUGUAACCGGAGAGUACGUCUACGUACGUGCUAACACAAACAUCAACUCACCGCUCACUGAUGUUUCCUCGACUGACAUUCGGUGCAAUGCCGGUGGCCUUGCAUCCGGAAGCAAGACAUCCACUGCAACGGUUCCAGCUGGUUCAACCGUCGGCUUCCACUUUAAGUCAUCCUGGUCCUUGUUGGUCUACCUCGGAAAGGUACCAUCGGGCCAAACUGCUGCAACUUGGGACGGCAGUGGCGCCAACUGGUUUAAGAUCUACCAAGUUGGUGCUGACUUCAGUACUGGUGCUCUGAAAUGGCCUUCAGACAACGUACAGAACUUCAAGUUCAAGAUCCCCGCAUCUACCCCCGCGGGUCAAUACCUUCUUCGCGUCGAGCACAUUGCUUUGCACGGCGCAUCCUCAACUGGUGGUGCUCAAUUCUACAUAAGCUGUGCCCAAAUCAAUGUCACUGGAGGUGGUUCGGGCAACCCGUCCAAAGUUUCGAUCCCAGGCGCCUACUCAGCCACCGACCCCUCGAUCUUGAUCAACAUUUACUGGCCACCAGUCACCAGCUACACGCCUCCUGGCCCAGCUGUCUGGUCCGGUUGA
This is a messenger RNA of Rhizoctonia solani, 690 nucleotides long. RefSeq names its product glycoside hydrolase family 61 protein. The transcript has 7 exons. The record is from RefSeq and is a predicted model, not a curated record. NCBI's taxonomy places the organism in Eukaryota, Fungi, Basidiomycota, Agaricomycetes, Cantharellales, Ceratobasidiaceae. Bases 1 to 690 code for a protein of 229 amino acids.